Messenger RNA from Austrofundulus limnaeus, 1737 nucleotides. Its product is annotated as rho-related GTP-binding protein RhoC. The record is from RefSeq and is a predicted model, not a curated record. NCBI's taxonomy places the organism in Eukaryota, Metazoa, Chordata, Actinopteri, Cyprinodontiformes, Rivulidae. The transcript is spliced from 5 exons. Gene Ontology annotation, molecular function: GTP binding; GTPase activity. Gene Ontology annotation, biological process: small GTPase-mediated signal transduction. The coding region runs from base 130 to 711 and encodes 193 amino acids.
CUCUGGGUAAAAUUAGUACACUGCAGGAAGUCMGUCUGGUUUGUGAAACAGAACUCAAAAAAAGGAAAGAAAGGAAAAACUCAAGCGGAUAUUAWUAUUUAUAAAAACACCUCACCCGGCUAACAGAUAAUGGGUUCUCUUCGAAAGAAGCUGGUAAUUGUUGGGGAUGGCGCUUGCGGGAAAACGUGUCUUUUGAUCGUCUUCAGUAAAGACCAGUUUCCUGAGGUCUACGUCCCAACAGUGUUCGAGAACUACAUCGCCGAUAUUGAGGUUGAUGGAAAACAGGUGGAGCUGGCAUUGUGGGAUACUGCAGGUCAAGAGGACUAUGAUAGACUGAGACCACUCUCCUACCCCGACACGGACGUUAUCCUUAUGUGCUUUUCCAUAGACAGUCCAGACAGCUUAGCAAAUAUUCCUGAAAAGUGGACACCUGAGGUGAAACACUUCUGUCCCAACGUUCCCAUCAUCCUCGUGGGGAAUAAGAAGGACCUGAGGAAUGACGAACACACACGGAGAGAGCUGAUGAAGAUGAAGCAGGAGCCGGUGAGGCCAGAGGAAGGAAGAGACAUGGCCGGCAGGAUCAGUGCUUUCGGCUACCUGGAGUGUUCUGCCAAGACGAAGGAUGGUGUGCGAGAAGUGUUCGAGUUGGCAACUCGAGCGGCGCUGCAGGUUCGCAAGUCGAGGACAGGAAAAGGCUGCACUCUGCUGUGAGCUGUCCACAUCCCAACACCAUGAAUUCAACACACAAAAAGGACUGACUUGUUACCAAAUUCUUCUUUGUACUGUAUCUUACAAGUCACAAAAAAAAAACAAGCAGAUUCGUGAAUACUAACAAAUCCACAGGUAAAGGACUUGUCUAGAUCGUUACAUUGGUGUUCAGAGCUUCGUAUUGAUUUGAGUGUUUUGUUUUUGACACGUUUUAUUUCCCCAACUUGUUUUUUCUUUAUUUGUAAAGUCACAGGUGCACUAUGAAUCCCAAACUGUUCUCACCAGAUUAAACUCUGCAUCCUUAACUUUUUUGUUUUUGCUUUCAUGAAUUUUUUGUGUAAACAAACCAGCUUUGUCUCACACUUGAUGAUUGUCUUAAAAAGUGAAAAUAUAAAAAAGGAAUAACCAGCACUUCAAAAAAUACAUGUUUUAAUAAGUGCAGAAAACAGGACACGUUUCAAGCUGAGGAAGGCAUGUAGCUGAAACACGUCCUGUUUUCUGCCCUUAUUAAAACAUAUUAGGAUUUUUUGGAGUGCUAGUUAUUCCAUUUUUGUGAUUUCCUCAGUACCKAUCACCCAUUUACUCUCUUUUUUUGUACUGGAGUUGUGCACACUACUUUUUUCUUUAACAAGUGAAUAUACAAUUUGGACACGUGUUUUUUUAAUGCAAACAUCCAGCUGCAGUAUCAUCAGCUGAUAUGGCCUUUACAAACCCAAAUCAUUAAACAUAUUCAUACACUAGUAGUCAGGAUCAAUGGGAAAAUGUCUGCACUGAAAAUGAUCACAACUAAGUUCAACUCUUUUUUUUUUCCCUGUUCAGCUGUUGUCAAGCUGUUUGAGCAGUUACCAUUAAAACACAACUUGUUGCAAGUUUCUAGUAAGGUGGCAUUCUUUACAUGUCAGAGGAGCCGAGAUUAUUUGUUUGUUUGUUUGGAUAACCUUUGGCUUUUCCCUCCCAAACCAGACUGACAGGCUGCUUUUUGGAAAUUUGAUACCAACUUUCAAAUUAAAGAGUAAUUUUCUCAACGUA